Messenger RNA from Spinacia oleracea (spinach), 2873 nucleotides. RefSeq names its product probable leucine-rich repeat receptor-like protein kinase IMK3. Gene Ontology annotation, molecular function: protein kinase activity; ATP binding; protein binding. The transcript is spliced from 2 exons. The coding region runs from base 312 to 2666 and encodes 784 amino acids. Lineage: Eukaryota; Viridiplantae; Streptophyta; Magnoliopsida; Caryophyllales; Amaranthaceae. Gene Ontology annotation, biological process: protein phosphorylation. The record is from RefSeq and is a predicted model, not a curated record.
GAGAGAGAAACUUGUUAAUUUUUGUUUUAGAGAGAGAAAGAGAUGAAAAAAACUAGCCGUUGAGAGGCGCCUCUGAACCAUUAACAAACCUGACAGAUUGUCCCGGGGUUUUUUAACUUUUCACGAGAUUUUCUCUCUCCUCACGUGCUGCUAUGACACUCAAAAAAAAACUACAAAGCCCUCUCUUUUCUGUUUCAUCCCCUGUUUCAUCAAGUCAUUUUCAGCUCCUCACCAAAAUAAAAACCCCAAAAAUAAAAUAAAACAAAAACCCAUCAACAUUUUCAAAUUUUAAGAAAUACCCAUUUACUCAAAUGUUGAAUACAACUCAGAAAAAGAAGGGAAAAUGGAAGAAACAAUCCCAAGUUUCCGGUAUCGGCUUCGGGUUGGAUUACAAGAAGUUGGUGUUUUUGGGUCAAUUGUUGAUGGUUUUAUGUCAACAAGUUACAAGUGAGAAAGAGUGGGAUGGUGUGGUGAUUACACAAGCUGAUUAUCAAGGUUUACAAGCAUUUAAGAAUGAGUUAAUUGAUCCAAAAGGGGUUUUAAGGAGUUGGAAUGAUAGUGGUUUUGGUGCUUGUUCUGGUGGUUGGGCUGGAAUUAAAUGUGCACAAGGUCAAGUUAUUGUAAUUCAGCUUCCUUGGAAAGGUUUAGGAGGUAGAAUUACUGAUAAAAUUAUCCAAUUUCAAGCACUUAGGAAACUCAGUCUUCAUGAUAAUCUCAUUAGUGGUUCAAUCCCAUAUUCAUUAGGCCUUCUUCCUAAUCUUAGAGGUGUUCAGCUCUUUAAUAACCGCCUUUCCGGUCCAAUUCCGGCUUCAUUAGGCCAAUGUCCUUUGCUUCAAACCCUUGAUCUUAGCCAUAAUUUCUUAACAGGAACUAUCCCUCCUAGUAUUGCUAAUUCUACUAAGCUUUAUUGGGUCAAUUUGAGCUAUAAUUCCUUGCAAGGUCCUAUACCGGGUGAGUUAACUCGUUCAAGUAGGCUUACUGUUCUUUCUCUUCAAUACAAUAAUCUAUCUGGGAUUUUGCCUAAUGAUUUGGGAAAACUUUCUAAUAUCAAGACAUUGGAUUUGUCUCAUAAUUUUAUUAAGGGUAGUCUUCCUAGUAGUAUUUCAAGUUUAUCCACUUUAAACACAUUGAACUUAGAGAGUAACAAAUUUGUAGGAAAUUUGCCUGAAAGUAUAGGUAACCUUCAUAAUUUGUCUAUGCUUAGCCUUAGAAGGAAUCGACUCGAGGGCCGAAUUCCUCUAUCUAUUGGCAAUCUUUCCACCCUCAAACAGCUUGAUUUAUCUUUCAAUGACUUCAGUGGAGAAAUCCCAACUUCACUUUCUAAUCUAUUAAGCCUUAGUUUCUUGAAUGUCUCAUACAAUAACCUUUCUGGUUCAGUUCCUAAUAAACUUUCUCAAAAGUUUAAUUCAAGCUCUUUUAUUGGGAAUCUUCAACUAUGUGGGUUUAGUCCUUCAUCACCAUGUCCUUCACAAGCACCAUCUCCUUCUUUCGGCAUCCAAGAAGAAGCGAAAAAAAGCCGAAAAAUGAGUAUCAAAGACAUAAUCCUGAUAACAGCAGGUAUUCUCCUUGUAGUCAUGCUCAUCCUAUGCUGCAUACUACUCUUCUGCUUAAUCAGGAAAAGGGCUGUGUCAAGAAAAGAGAAAGAGGGUACUGCUGCCACGGGGAGGGCUAUACAAGCCGAGAAGGGAGGCCCGUCUGGCGGGCCGGAAGUCGAGACAGGCGAGACCGGAGGUAAACUGGUUCAUUUUGAUGGUCCAAUGGUGUUUACAGCAGAUGAUCUUUUGUGUGCUACAGCUGAGAUUAUGGGGAAGAGCACAUAUGGAACUGUUUAUAAAGCUACAUUGGAGGAUGGAAGUCAAGUAGCUGUGAAGAGGCUAAGAGAGAAGAUUACAAAAGGGCAGAAGGAAUUUGAAGCUGAAGUUAAUGUAAUUGGCAAAAUUAGACACCCUAAUCUUUUGGCAUUGAGAGCUUAUUAUUUAGGCCCUAAAGGAGAAAAGCUUCUUGUCUUUGAUUAUAUUCCUAAUGGAAGCCUUGCAAACUUCUUACAUGUUCGAGAGUCAGACAUAAGAGUAGAGUGGCCAACAAGAAUGAGAAUGAUACAAGGAAUGGCAAGGGGACUCUUCCACCUUCACAACAAUGAGAAUAUAAUUCAUGGCAACCUGACAUCAAGCAAUGUCCUGAUUGAUGAUAAUAUCAGUGCCAAAAUUUCAGACUAUGGCCUAUCAAGACUAAUGACAGCAUCAGCUGCAGCAAAUGUGAUUGCUACUGCAGGAGCAUUAGGAUACCGUGCCCCUGAGCUGUCGAAGCUCAAGAAAGCAAACACGAAAACAGACGUGUAUAGUCUAGGGGUGAUCAUCUUGGAGCUACUGACCGGGAAGUCACCCGGGGAAGCAAUGAACGGUGUUGAUUUGCCGCAGUGGGUGGCGUCCAUUGUUAAAGAAGAGUGGACUAAUGAGGUAUUUGACUUAGAGUUGAUGAAGGAUGCGUCAACUAUUGGUGAUGAGUUGCUCAACACCUUGAAGUUGGGUUUGCAUUGUGUUGACCCUUCACCAGCUUCGAGGCCAGAGGUUCAGCAGGUUUUGCAGCAGUUGGAGGAAAUAAGGCCGGUUGAUACUGCCACUACAUCGGGUGACGACGGUGGUGGUGAUCCGUCAGCCAGUGAAUAAGGGAGUUUUUGUAGGGAUUUUUUUGGUGUUUUUGUUACUAGUCUUGAUCAUCUUUUGCUAAUGUGUUAUGUAAAUAGAAUUCAAUUAAUAUCUGUUAGUUGCUCCUAAAAAUGAUCAUGGAUUAGUAGGUUUGUUUCCUUCUCUUGUUCCCGAUCCAAUAGGAACAAGAGAAUUUUGUUUUUGUUCAAAGCAAAGUCCAUUCUUUUA